AUGCCCUCCACCUACAAGAGAGAAAAGCCGUGGGAUACGGAUGAUAUCGAUAAGUGGAAGAUCGAAGAAUUCAAGCCCGAAGACAAUGCCGCCGGAAACUUCGCAGAGGAGUCCUCCUUCAUGACCCUCUUCCCCAAAUACCGCGAACAAUAUCUGAAGGAAGCAUGGCCCGUCAUCACCAAGUCCCUUGAGAAGCAGGGCAUCGCCUGCACGCUGGAUUUGGUGGAGGGUAGCAUGACCGUCAAGACCACCCGCAAGACCUACGACCCGGCCGCGAUCCUGAAGGCCCGCGAUCUGAUCAAGCUCCUCUCCCGAAGUGUCCCCGUUACCCAGGCACUGAAGAUCCUCGACGACGGUGUGGCAUGCGACGUGAUCAAGAUCCGUAACCAGGUCCGGAACAAAGAGCGCUUCGUGAAGCGUCGCCAGCGUAUCCUGGGCCCCAACGGAUCCACCCUGAAGGCUCUGGAACUUCUCACGAGUACAUACAUCAUGGUGCAGGGUAACACCGUGGCAGUGAUGGGCCCAUUCAAGGGUCUGAAGGAAGUGCGACGUAUCAUCGACGACUGCAUGGCCAAUAUCCACCCGAUCUACCACAUCAAGGAGCUGAUGAUCAAGCGGGAGCUGGCCAAGGACCCGACGCUGGCCAAUGAAUCGUGGGAUCGCUUCUUGCCCAACUUCAAGAAGCGCACUCUGUCCAAGCGUCACGUGCCCUUCAAGGUCACCGACAAGGCGAAGAAGGUGUACACGCCGUUCCCGCCCGCGCCCGAGAAGAGCAAAGUGGAUCUGCAGAUCGAGUCCGGCGAGUACUUCCUGUCCAAGGAGGCCAAGGACCGUGCUCAGAAGGAGGAGGUCAUGGAGCGUCAGCGCAUCAAGCGCGACGAGAAGAUGCGCGAGCGCGAGAAGGAUUUCAUUGCCCCCGAAGAGGAUGGACCCGUCGAGAAAAAGAAGGAGAAGAAGGACAAGAAAGAAAAGAAAGAAAAGAGCAAGCGGAAGCGCGAGGCCGAGACCGAGGCCGAUGGGGACGAUGCUGCCGAGCGCAAGGAGAAGAAGAAAAAGAAGAAGAGCAAGUCCAAGGACGCGUCCGACGAAGAGUAA
This is a messenger RNA of Penicillium cinerascens, 1095 nucleotides long. Its product is annotated as KRR1 small subunit processome component. Bases 1 to 1095 code for a protein of 364 amino acids. The transcript is spliced from 2 exons. Gene Ontology annotation, molecular function: RNA binding. The record is from RefSeq and is a predicted model, not a curated record. Gene Ontology annotation, cellular component: small-subunit processome; nucleolus. Lineage: Eukaryota; Fungi; Ascomycota; Eurotiomycetes; Eurotiales; Aspergillaceae.